Amoebophrya sp. A120 is the source of this 5562-nucleotide messenger RNA. The record is from the annotation of a GenBank genome assembly. NCBI's taxonomy places the organism in Eukaryota, Dinophyceae, Syndiniales, Amoebophryaceae.
AGUAGAUCACCUAGCCUUCUGAAUAGCAAUAGAGCCUCGAGGCAGAAAAUUCAUCGGUCCUGCUCUUGUUCCUCGAGAAAGAACGGAACUGUUUCGAACAAAAGAAACUCGAUCGGUUCGUACACAAGCAUUCCAUAUCGUCGUUGCACUUCGUAUCGUACAAGGGAAAGCACAAACGAGAUUAGUAGCAUCUAGGCACUUCGUACAAAUGACUUCUCAGCGACCGAUGAUGUGUAACUUUGCUUCGCAAGAACUCGAUUUUCGUAUUUGUACUACCUGCAGACCAUGACAAAAAUGAUAACACUUUCCUGAAACCUCCGCAGUAUUCCAACUUGGACUACGCCCCACUUAUUUUCCCACCAAUUUAUUAUCAUUUCCACCUCGUUUUCACGCACGCCAGUUGCACGUCGCAAUUUUUUUGCCGCGAAAAGACCCCGGUACAAAGAAAACAACGCGAGUAAAAUCUUCGUGCAACGACCGAAGUAAAAAUUACAAACCACAACCAAUACUGUGUUGCUUCACAAAAGCACAUCUGCGAUUCUGUGUAGUACGAGACAACCAGAACUACCAGCGGAGGAGAAACAUCAGCGGUUCGGUGUAGAAGGCGCGCGAAAAAGAAGCAACCCGGCCGGAUCAGACGGAGGCCGUGGCGAGAAGAGAGACGAGAGUAAAGUUUUUGAGCACCUCCCGCUGUAUAGAUACCACGGAAGAGACGUUUUCUCCCCGAAGAUGUCCACGUACAACGCAGCGACACAGCACGCCACCGUGCAGGGAGCCGGUAUGGGCGUGAAAAACCAGGUGGUGGAAGAGUGUGACGGCGUCCCAUUCAUCAGGCCAAGGUACCUAGGAUGAUAUAGAACUGUCGUUUGUGUUUCUUUGUAGUUUUGAUGCAGACCACCAGUCGCGGCGCGGCGCAGUUCACAUGUGUCUUUCGCAGAUAAGUGUGGGUCGAUGCCUAGAAAAUAAGCUCCACCUAGUUUGCAGCCUCUCACCCAUGGGAGGUUCUAGCUACGGUGCGGACUUGUGCCAUGAAGAACAUGAGGAAGAUGAUGUGAAAAAUAACAGGUAUUACGGCGAUGUGAACGCCAAGCGAAGCAGAGACUACUGGGACUACGAGAAUCUUGCGGUGAACUGGGGCAAUCAAGACGACUACGAAAUCGUGCGCAAAAUCGGCAGAGGUACGUGAUUUUCCAAUUAACAUGAUCGACAGGGCGAGCAACUUUUACGACUUGCUGAAUGUGCUAGUUUCAACAUCUUACUUCUUCGCAUGCCUUGUCCUGUGUGAGACUGGCACUGCAUCUAAGGUUCUUGUACUAAGCUUGGAUACAAAUUUUACGUGUACCUAUACUAGCAGCUAGAUGUACAUAAUAAUGACUGGCCGCGCGCGUACCAACCCAACUAUCCCGGUAUCAGGUAAAUACUGCGAGGCGUUUGAGGGCAUCCAUGUGAAGACGCAGACGCAGAUUGUGAUUAAAAUCCUGAAGCCGGUGAAAAAGAAGAAGAUUAAAAGGGAACUGAAGAUCUUGCAGAACGUGUGCAGCGGGCCAAACAUCGUUAAACUGCUGGACUACGUGCGGGACAACCAGUCAAAAACACCAUCCCUCAUCUUCGAGUACAGAUUCAUUCAGACACAACUUCUUCUUGGUGUGAUUUUUUUAUACAAUGAUCGGCACCAGAUGUUCUGAACGCAUGGCAAACUUGCUCUUUGAGCCAGGUUGUAGUUCUUUCGCGAUGCAAAUUUUCAACAUCCAAAUAAACUCUUCAACAUCACAGGUAUAUCAACAACAUCGAUUUCAAGCAGCUCUACCCGACCUUAUGAACUGCAAAAGUGUCUGGGUCUGGAAGAAUGCAGGAGUUUGUGAUGCUGAUUUUGCAUGACCCAGGAUUGUGUGUGAUGCAUGCCCUACCAUCACAGACUUUUAGAACCCUUCCUGAUGCCUACGGCGCAUGACAAAUGCCUUCCCCGCGUGGCACAAACUAGACUCCUCUUGCUGGUCAUGCAAUACAGAUUUUUUUAGAGUCCCAAGUUAGCAUCACAAGUUCCAACCUGCUUCCAGACCCAGACAUUUUUGCAUUUGAUAGACCUUCAAGGACUACGAUAUCCGGUUUUACAUCAGGGAAGUGCUCUAUCAAACAAAAAAAGUUCGUCACGAUCACUCGUGCGCAUUUUCGCAAUACAAAACUUUCUGUCAUGCGUAAAAAGGCAUCAUAGCCAAACUUCACUAGGGAUUUCCCUAGUGUUUCUGCAAUACAAGGAAAAUUUGUGAUGCUAAAAAAAUUUGUAAUGCAAAACCUGCAAGCUAAUGACUGUGACAAACUUUUUUCUCUCCAUAUGCUCCGCGCCCUGGAUUUCUGCCACUCACAAGGCAUCAUGCACCGCGACGUCAAACCCCACAACAUUAUGAUCGACCACCAGAAGAGGCAACUGCGGUAUGGAGUUUUCGCUGAUUUUUAUGUUUAUCGUUCUACAGCUAGUACGUACGAAAGAGUCUCUAUUCCCCGUGUCACGCGCGUAAAAAAUUGGGCACUUGCGGCUGACAGCUCUGUCAUGAUGCCCACUGCGCGAAAUCCUAGCAGUGAACACCAAUGUAGUUUGAAAAAAAACGGCACUACAGCAAGUAAAUCGAUUUUGCUUUCCACACAACUAUCUCAGAUUGAUCGACUGGGGUCUUGCGGAAUUUUACCACGUGAACACGCCGGUGAAUGUGCGGGUGGCCUCCCGGUACUACAAGGGCCCAGAACUUCUGGUGGACUACCAACUCUACGACUACUCUCUGGACAUAUGGUCCCUCGGCUGCAUGUUCGCAGGUAAGGAGAAAUCUUGUUGCCAUCCCAUUGAUUUAGAGAUCAGGAAUUUGAGGUUUUGGUCUCGGCGAGGAGACUCCGGAAUCGGAUGAGUGCUGCGAUGGUGGGUACUACGUGAGUAGUAUUGAUGUAUCACAAAAAAUGAUUACAACUUCAGGUAUGAUUUUCAAGCGGGAACCAUUUUUUCGAGGCAGCGAUAAUUACGAUCAGUUGGUGCGGGUGGCGAAGGUUCUCGGGUUUGACGGGCUGCAGGCUUACUUGAGUAUAAAAAUUUGGACAUGUUUCAUUUAUGUACCGUAGAUGUUCAGAUUUUGAUGUUCUUGGUUCGUGCAACUAGGUCUAGCCGCGGAAGAAGAAGAUUUUUGGAUGCAUCCGGUCGUGGGUCACAUUAAAAAGAAAGAUGAAAUUCGUCUUGCAUGACUACUAUCACUACAGACAAGUACCACCUGGAACUGGACCAACACUUCGACGACCUUCUGGACCGAUUCCCGCAGAAAUCCUGGACCAAGUUUGUGAAUUCCGACUGCAGCCACCUGGCGCACCUGGACUCGAUCGACCUCCUGGACAAGAUGCUGGUGUACGACCACUCGCAGCGCAUUCUCCCCCGGGAAGCGUUCAACCACCCCUACUUCAAACCCGUCGAAAACGACAAGGGCGGGGCGAUGGAAAGUCAGCCGCCAACGAUCGCCGUCCAGCCCUACACGGCGCCGGUCAAGCAAACCGCGUGAUGACAACGAACAACUUCAUCCACCUCGAUCAUCAUGGGUUUAUUUUGAAGAACCAAAAGAACAACGAACCUAUAGCAGUAGCCUGGACUGCGGUAAGCAACAAACUACAUCUUCAUCCGUAGCUGCCGGACAAUCUAAGGCUUAGAGUCGAACAGAUUUAAAUCAUCAGCUGCCGACAAAAAUCACAAUUCACAAUCUACUAAACAGGAAACCAGACGAGAAACAAAUUUCUGAUCGUAUUUAUAGCUUUUUCUUAUUUUUCACAUUUUAUAGCAACAAACUCUCUAGGUCUAGUAUCGUUCUCACCUUUUGUAAUAGUUUGACACCAGAUUAUCUCAGUUCGACCGAGCGAAUCAACUUGAAAAUCGACACAACUUUUCAUCCAAAAAAUGCUUUUUCGACUUCGUUUCUACAACGACAUCUUCGCAGUUUAUUUGAGACUAUAUAGCAGCACAUCUUCAAAAUUGUUCGAAAAUACAGAUAAAAUUUGCUGUAUGAAGCUUUCUUGUUAGACAAGUAGGAGUUCACGUUCAACACGUGAGCGGCACGACAACACAGUAGUUUCUCGAGACUAUAUAGCGGCGCGCGCAAAAGAAGUCUUUGCGAUCUAGGAAAGAAAAUUCGGACACGAGAACAAGAACGAUCCGAGUGCACGGCUUACCAAAGAAAAGUUUUCAUCACCAAAAAUUAUACGAUAUUCCUCUAUCCUCGGCAAGCGGGGGCGCUCAGAAUAGUAGAAUGCUUUCUAAAGUUUUACGAGCACGGGCGGCCUUUUGACUUUACGUAUCAGAUUUUUUUCAAAUUUAUCACGCAGACGAACCAUUCGAAGAAACUUUUCGUUCAGCACGCAAUUUUCUUUCGCACUAAAUUUUUACGACGACUCAGCAGUUGAUGUUUCUAGGAUGGUCUCAACAUCUGCUGUUAUAAUUUCUCUGUAGUAGCGUGAGGGCGUCACGUUAUCAUCGCUUGCAAUUGCAAUUAUACACGAGACUACAGGAAAAUCUUUCAGGUUUCAAAAUGUACAACAUCAACAGCAAUAAAUAUUAGUCAGUGCAGCUACAAGCACGGCGUCGCACAGCAGCUUUUCGAAUCGAUUUAUUGCCAGCUAGCCCACAUAGAAAACAUGCGCCAUAUCAGGAACAUAAUCAGACGGCAAUAAUAAAGACGGUGCAGCUGCAGCUACUGAGAAAGCAAAAUUUUGCUGUUAGAUCUCUCGAAAUUUAAAGUGAAAACAACUACGUUGACUAGCAGUAAAAACUACGCUUAGUAGUUCGCGCCGGAGAAGUAAAAAAAGAUACUGGAUAGUGGCGCAGGAACAAACUCGGGAAAGAGCAAACCUAUAUCAGCAAACUAGUAAAUGCAGAACGGGUAGAGUUCUAGUUCUGCAGUAGUUGUUUGUCAAUUAUUAAUUUUUCAAUGUACCAAAAAGCUUUUAUCACCUGCUGUACUAUAGCAUUGGAUAGAAAAUUUUUGAGUAUAAUAGAAAACGACUCUGUAGAUGAUUAUGAACUACAGGGUUGCUUCGCAAAAAAUCAUGUUGUUUUGUACACAACUUUCUUUGCGACUGCGAUCUUGUUCUUGGGCGGUUGUAUUUGGAAAAGCCACCUACAACCGACACCGUAGCCGUAGAACUAUCCUUUUGCUUCCAAAUUUGUACAUAUAGGCUUGACCGCUUUAUUCGAAACAAGCGUGAGCGAUUGGCUCAACGAGGAAAAACCUCUCACGGCAAAAAAACCAAGAGAAUUAUAAAGCGACCCAGUUGAACAAGUACGCGACAACCACAGAAUUUGCUUCUGACACGACAUUGAAUCUCACUUGUAUGUGCCCUCGGUACCGAUAGUGCAACGACGUAGACCGCGACGUCAACUCGUCGCGAGGCCAAAAUUGCUGUGCUGCUGCUGUACCAUAACAUUUGUAGGAAAUUUUUCUCUCUGCUCAAUGAAAGUAUGCUGAGAUGAGAUGUGGCAGAAGAACAAAGUCAGUUGUGAUCGGGUAGAAGUCACUAGCCGACUAACAGCCGAACGUCGAU